Molecule: messenger RNA, 615 nt
Organism: Centrocercus urophasianus (Greater sage-grouse)
Lineage: Eukaryota; Metazoa; Chordata; Aves; Galliformes; Phasianidae
Gene: TNNC2
Product: troponin C2, fast skeletal type
Exons: 5
Coding region: 20-538 (172 amino acids)
Cellular component (GO): myosin II complex
Molecular function (GO): calcium ion binding
Source: RefSeq, a predicted model, not a curated record
GCUGGCAGGGCAGGGGUGCAUGGGGCAGGAACUGACCCCUUCUCCCUGUGCCUUACAGACAGACCAGCAGGCAGAGGCCCGUGCCUUCCUCAGCGAGGAGAUGAUCGCUGAGUUCAAAGCUGCCUUCGACAUGUUUGAUGCGGACGGUGGUGGGGACAUCAGCACCAAGGAGUUGGGCACGGUGAUGAGGAUGCUGGGCCAGAACCCCACCAAGGAAGAGCUGGAUGCCAUCAUCGAGGAGGUGGACGAGGACGGCAGCGGCACCAUCGACUUCGAGGAGUUCCUGGUGAUGAUGGUGCGCCAGAUGAAAGAGGACGCCAAGGGCAAGUCUGAGGAGGAGCUGGCCAACUGCUUCCGCAUCUUCGACAGGAACGCUGAUGGGUUCAUCGACAUCGAGGAGCUGGGUGAGAUUCUCAGGGCCACCGGGGAGCACGUCACCGAGGAGGAUAUAGAAGACCUCAUGAAGGAUUCAGACAAGAACAAUGAUGGCCGCAUUGACUUCGAUGAGUUCCUGAAGAUGAUGGAGGGCGUGCAGUAAGGGAUCAGACAUUCCUUGGGCCGGCUGCGGCAGCCAGCCCUGCUCCUCUGCCCAGGAGUGGCCCCGCUGCAGCACCU